Molecule: messenger RNA, 1680 nt
Organism: Rotaria sp. Silwood1
Lineage: Eukaryota; Metazoa; Rotifera; Eurotatoria; Philodinida; Philodinidae
Source: the annotation of a GenBank genome assembly
AUGAGUGUAGCUGUAGAAAUUCAAUCGACCAGUGAGGAUGGUGCUGAAUCCGAGAUUAUCGAACCAACAGAGGAAUUUAAUGAAACUGAGCCGACAGCCGAAGAAUUAUCAACAUUGGAACAUAUUGCUGAUCGAAUACCAUUAGCAGCCUGGCUAAUUGUUAUUUGUGAAUUAUGCGAACGUUUUGCUUUCUAUGGUCUCUCAGGUCUCUUUCAAAAUUACAUUCAAUUUCCGUUACCUACUGCAAAUGAUACACAACCAGGUGCUCUCGAUCGUGGACAGCAGACGGCCACUGCUUUGACAAAUUUUUUUCGAUUUUUUGCGUAUGUCACGCCGAUCCUUGGUGCCAUUCUAGCCGAUCAAUUCUGGGGCAAAUAUAAGACUAUUAUUGUUUCAUGUGUGGUCUACAUGAUUGGUCUUGUUAUACUGCUUCUGACCAGUAUACCACCAGCUAUUGAUAAAGGUGUUGCCUUUCCUGGCUUAAUCGUAGCGAUGGUCGUUUUGGGCUUUGGUACCGGUGGUGUCAAGAGUAAUGUAAGUCCAUUAAUGGCUGAACAAUAUUCUAGAGCAAAACCAAUUGUCACAGUAAUCAAAGGCAGAAGGAAAAUUAUUGAUCCAAGCGUAACGAUGCAAUCGAUGUUUAACUGGUUCUAUUGGGCAAUUAAUAUUGGUGCGUUAUCAUUGAUUGCUACUACGAAUAUCGAAAAGUAUCAUUCAUUUUGGCUUGCGUAUCUUGUACCCACGGUCGCAUUUAUUGGUGCUAUUGUCGUCUUAGUGAUUGGUCGCAAUCGUUAUAUUCAAAAACCUCCAUCUGGUUCAUUGAUCAUUCGCGCUGUUCAAGUGACAGUGACCGCCAUUCGAGUGCGACGAAAACUCGGCAAACAACCCGAUCGUCCAGAUUUUUUGGAUUAUGCCAAAGACAUACCGUCGACAAACGAUAAUAUUGAAACAGAGAUGGGGAUAGAAUUAAGCAACAAUCAGUUUAUUGAUGAACUCAAAAAAGCAGUGCGUGCUUGUCGUGUCUUUGUUUUCUAUCCAUUCUAUUGGAUCUGCUACAAUCAGUUUGGAACAAAUUUAGUAUCGCAAGCUGCCCAAAUGAAUGUUGGUCCUUUGCCCAAUGAUAUUUUACAAAAUAUCGAUCCACUUGUUAUUGUUAUUUUCAUUCCGAUCUUCGACACAUUGAUUUAUCCCGGUUUGCGACGAUGUAAAAUCACAUUUGGGGCUAUCCCACGUAUUGCUGCUGGUUUCUUCUGUGUUUCCAUUGGCAUGGCAUGGUCAGCGAUCAUUCAACAUCUAAUCUAUAUUACUGGUCCGAACUGCAACUAUGUGCCCAAGCCUUGUAAAGAAUGUCAACAAUAUAACAAUAUUACUGUAGCUUGGCAAAUUCCAGCGUAUUUUUUCAUUGCCAUUUCCGAAAUUUUUGCUUCCGUUACUGGUCUCGAGUACGCCUUUACUCAAGCACCGCAUUCGAUGAAGUCUAUCGUAAUGUCACUUUUUCUAUUUACAUCGGCCUUCGGCAGUAUCCUAAAUAUUGCACUUGUACCAGUGUCAGACGAUCCAAAACUACUGUGGAUGUAUGCAGCAUUGGCAAUUCAGGCAUUCGUCUUCGGUGUUAUAUUUUACUUUGUUUUUCGAAAUGAUCAUAAAGUACACGUAGAAGAAGAACCAGACACGAAAUGA